Molecule: messenger RNA, 3567 nt
Organism: Cantharellus anzutake
Lineage: Eukaryota; Fungi; Basidiomycota; Agaricomycetes; Cantharellales; Hydnaceae
Exons: 5
Coding region: 1-3567 (1188 amino acids)
Molecular function (GO): DNA binding
Source: RefSeq, a predicted model, not a curated record
AUGGAUGAGUUUGCCGCGCCUUCAUCUUCUAGCGAUCCCCCGUCGCCUACAACUGACUGCCAGACCGUGGCUCUCCCUUCAACAUUAUAUCCCGAUAGCGUUCCUCUUAUCGGGCCCGGUUUGAACCCCCAGUUCUACAAUCCAACUGGUCCUCGGAGCCGUCGGCGAACGACUGAUGCCCAGCUGCAGGUUUUACUCGAAGCCUAUGUCCAGGAUUCGAGACCAACCAACGCGCGUAAAAGGGAGAUUGCCAGUCAGAUUGGAAUGGAUGUGAAGCGGGUGUGGUUCCAGAACAGACGAGCCACAGCUAAAGUAAACGAACACAAAAGAACGCGUGAACCGGCGACCAGCACAGGCUCAGCGCAAGACUUGACUCACCGAGCUCUCGUUCUGAGCCCGACAUUCACAGAGCCAUCCACCUCCAAUCCUACCCAUCGGGGUCCGCCCAAGUUUGCGCGGCCAGCCCGUCGACUGGAUCCUUCCCCAGAGCCCGAGGAGAUCGGUAUAGCCUUACAUCCAGUGACUGUACCUGAACAAGUGGAUGAACAUGAAGCCGCUCCGGCCUCGCUUAAUCCUGGUUUGUCGUCGGAACACGGCGUAUCCGAAGCCCUACGCGAGGGCGCUGACGUUUCAUCCUCAUCAUUGGGUAUCCAGUUUUCUCGUGCGAAAGGAGUGUCAAUUGAGGGCAACCUACCCAUAUCUGACACCAACGCUGUAACCACCGUGCCUGUUGCUGGAAGUAGUGAAAGCCAUCAGACGUCCCCGGCUCAAUCUCUACAACUCCUCAGCCUAACCGCCGCUCAGCUCACUCAGCUCCCUGCCUCAAGUCAUGCGUCCCAGGCGCUCACUCCUGGCUCAAGCCCAACCGCGUAUCGAAACCCUUUCAUUCCUUCAAAUCCCAUCUCCCCCCAUGCGCUCCGUCGCCAACAAGACGUCAUGUUUGGUCGCCAUCAGAGUUUACCGGGAUCCUCCUCUCGUCAAAGGAGUGCGCCAUACCCUUCCCCUCGAAAUCUAACGAUUGGCUCUGCGGCGUCUUCGAUAUGGUCUCAUUGGCUUCCCCUUUCCCCUACAUCACCCACUAUGACUCAUACCUUGACUCGUCGGCGGUCCACGGUGGGGUUCAAUCGUCCCACGAUGUCAUUCGUUCCAAUGGGCUCAGGAGAUCCUUCGUCAUCAGGCGAAGGGGAUGUGUCAGGAAGAUAUUCCACUAGACAGAAUUCUGGGUACAUAUUCCGGCGAAGGGGUUCUGCACCUGUUCCUGUGGAAGCACAGACGGACAUUCUGCCAAUUGCACAGGACAGGCUCAAAAACCAAGGAGAGGAAGGUGAUCCAGCCAGCAACAAUGAAGCUAGACCAUCUACUGGAGACGCAAGUGGUGAUCUGAGCGAGAGUGGGUCCACCUUUAGAUCCAUUGCAGGGACAGCCUCUCGUAUGAGUGUGCAGGCUGGGUUCAUGCCCCAUCCCUUGGCCGUGCAUAGAUCGGGAGGAUUUCGCGCGCGACUCCACGAUCAUCCUGAGUCUGUCUUCGAUCUACCUGUCGAUGCGCCGCCCAACCUGCUCACACCCUCGUUAUCUAAUCCGUCCCGCAGGCAAUUCUACAACACCCUCCCGAGGUCCUCAGCAUCUCAGGUGCAGCCCCUUUCCUACAGACACAGCCUUCCAGUUCUUGAGCAUCACCCGACGCAAGAGUUUCCUGGACCCUCGGAACAUGAUACCCAUGGAUUUUGGCCCCCGGUUCGCCAUAUUGGGCCGUUGCCUCCUGGACCAUUACCUUCGCCACAUUACACUCUUGGAACGUCGUCCAGUUCCGGGUCUGCCAGUCCCGGCAGUGGGUCUGGAAGCAACAAGACACCCACCAAGGCCGACUCGGAUGAGAAAGCCAAAGGGGAAGAGCCCGAGAACGCUCCGACAGCGGAAGAAGUGUCUCGAGAGGAAAGUGCAACCGAUUCGAGCAUGCCUCCUUUGCAGGACGUUCCCUCAUCCUCCUUCCAGGAGUUCGUUACCCCCCAAGAUUAUCGAAACACUUCUUUCCCAUCUGUUUACUCGUCAGAUGCUUCGUCAGUCAUCCGUCGCGGCCACGCAUCAACGGCGUCCGUGGAGUCCUCCUUAUCUAGAUUUGGCUCGACCCCCAGCAUCUACUCGACUGGAUCUCUCGCGACAAGUAUAAGUAUUGGAGUCCUCGCGCGGAACACGGUGGAACAUGAAGUAUGCGAAGAUGUGCCAUCGGGCGGCCAUGAGCAAGGACCUUACAGUGCUCCGCACCAUGUACAGUCAAUGCCAAUGCCUCGGCCUCCACCACUCAUCUUGUCGCAUGCCUCAACCUCGGGUACGGGAAUGAACGCUUUGGGUCGUUCCCCUCCGUCGGCACAAGGAAGUGGCCAGUUUGAUCGGCAAUGGGCAUUCCCUGAUGGAUUUGCGCCUGAUAUUAGGCGAGCCUCAUGUCCUGCCACCUUUGUCCAUCCCAUACUUGAGACUGCGAACGAAGGUGGUGAAGGGAUUGGAGGCAACGAAACAGUUCCCUCACCACCAUUCGUUGUGCCUCGGCUCGAAGAUGCCCCGUCUGUUAUGGCUGGCCGCGUUCAAGGCACCCCUAGUCCUCUUACUAAUACCGGGCUCAACUACGAGGAUGAUUCUCCAGGGGCAAGCACUAAUACUCCGUCGACGCCUAGCGUGUACUUUACACCCCAAGCUGGGUCUCCUAGCACACCAUAUACUAUCGAGACUCCUAUUCCUGUGUGGAGCGCUCCUUAUUCUGCCCAUACCGCUGCUUACACCGGACAUGGGUAUCCGGCUUAUGGGAGCAGCUACGAAUACGUUCCGGCCUUAGGCCAGAACCCUAGCUAUCCUACGGAGACGUCGAUUAGCUCUUACUACGUGCCCGGAAAUAGCGGUGGGUCACGAAGCGCUGGCCAUGAUGAAUCUGCUGCUGGGGACCGGUAUGAACAUCCACCUAUUGCGCGUCCACUUCCUGUUUUCCAUCCGCCACAGCAAUCCAAUGCCCCUUUCGAAGCCACUGUGAGUGGUGUGGAGAGUAGUGUGGGGGGCAGUUUCCCUCACGGAUCAUACGGUUCGCCCCAUGUUGCUAUCGUCGCAUCUUCUCCCUAUAAUCUCACACCUCCGCCUCCUGUUGUUCAUGGUCCUGGUCCACUCUAUGGCGCUUCGCUCGUUUACCCUCAUGGGGCCAAUCCUGCCCUCGCGUCGUACGAUGUAUAUAGUUCUCCGGCUACUUCUACCGCGUAUUCUCAUGAUACUCCGGCCCAGCCUUUGACCUACACGCCUACGUCCGUCGUGUCGCACGAAUCGACGCCUGGUUCUGGCUUCGGGAUGAGCACAGAUUAUUCUCCCGGAUUUCCCGGCGACACGCCUGAGAGUGUUCUGUCUGAGUAUCCAUAUCCCUCGAGCUCGGCUACAGUGCAGCCCCAUCAGCAGCAACAGAUGCAACCUCGAUAUGUGCCACCCACUACAUAUCAGCUUCAAUAUAAGGUUCCAAAGGUACCCGCGCGAUCGUCACUCGCUGGGGCUCUUGGCCCUGAAGUCCCACUAGAGCAGCCAUCUUCGGGCUCCUGA